AAUACUGUCUAUAAAUGCCAAAUUAUACAAUUCGUUAAAAUUUUCAAUAUAUAAAUCACUAUAAAUAGCCCUCUUUUUAAUUUGGAUGAAGCAAUUCAUUGAAUCCCAACUGACUGAAUGAUUCAUCAUCGCCCGGAGCAAACCGCCGAACCUAAAGAGACGAAAUUUGACUUUGUAACGGUUUGUAAGGAAAGAGAUCAAAGAUGGAUGUAAGAAGUGGAAAAGCAUUAGUAACAGGCGGCGCACAGGGAAUUGGAAGAGCUGUUUGUGAAGCAUUGUUAAGCAGGGGAUGUAAGAUUUGCUUUGUGGACGUGAAUUCCGAAAGAGGUCAGCAAACGGUCAACGAAUUUCAGAAGACUUAUGGAGAAUCAAACUGCAUAUUUGUCAAAUGUGAUGUUUCGUCUUCGGAAGCGUUUGAAGAAGCUUACUUGAAAGCCAAACAGACAUUUGGGGAUUUAAAUAUUUUAGUAAAUAAUGCAGGAGUUUCCCAAGAAAAUAAGGCUGUAGAUAUUAAUUUGAAUGGUGUAAUAUAUGGUUGCAACAUUGCAUUAAAAUACAUGGGGAAGAAUAAUGGAGGUGACGGUGGUGCUGUUGUUAAUGUCGGUUCUGUGUUCGGUCUCCAACCCCCAGGAUUUAGUCCUGUCUAUUCAGCUGUCAAAGCAGGAGUAAUUGCUCUUACAAGAUGUCAUGGAUUCAAUUACGAAAAAAGUGGAGUUAAAUUCACCUGUGUAUGUCCUAGUACGGUAAACACCGAAAUGGUGCAAAAAGGCGUUACAUCAGGGAGUAAAGAAAUAAGAAUUUGUCAAAAGGAAUCCCGCAGUAGAAUGCAGUUAGCCAGAUGGAAGCAAGUAAAAGAUUUAAUUGUUUUCGAAAGUAUUUAUGCAAGACACGGUUACGAAGAUGCAUAUAAAGAAAAAGAAGGACAGGGUCCCAGAGUACACUGCUGA
Centruroides sculpturatus (bark scorpion) is the source of this 947-nucleotide messenger RNA. RefSeq names its product 15-hydroxyprostaglandin dehydrogenase [NAD(+)]-like. The transcript has 8 exons. The record is from RefSeq and is a predicted model, not a curated record. Gene Ontology annotation, molecular function: oxidoreductase activity, acting on the CH-OH group of donors, NAD or NADP as acceptor. Lineage: Eukaryota; Metazoa; Arthropoda; Arachnida; Scorpiones; Buthidae. The coding region runs from base 204 to 947 and encodes 247 amino acids. Gene Ontology annotation, cellular component: cytoplasm.